UGUCACUAUCUAGUCGCCCGCCGAAUAAUGCUAGCAUUUGAAUCAAAACACUGCCGCCUCUGAUUUUUCAACCAAAACUAAUCUGCAACUAAUUAAAAGAAAACGAAAAGAGUUUCGAAACCAAAUUAUUUCACCAAUCGAAAAAUGAAAAAUUCAUUUUGUCGUAUUUGCCGAGGAAGAUUUAAUUUGAAGUACCCGCCAGCAGCUGUUGACAGCGCAAUUAAGAAAUCCAAUCCUCCACGCACCAUAUCUGUUCGGAUCGCAGAAAGCGGUGAAGUUUCCGAAAAUAUUUGCUGGGAUUGUGAGGAAACGCUGUUGGGCUUCCAUAAAAGUAUCGGUGAGGACAACGAAGAGGAGGAAGAGGAACCUGUGGUUGUUGACGACGACGAAAUUCUGUAUAAGAGCUUAGAAAAAUCAAAAAGAAUCCAUCGUUUGUCCAAAGAGACUGAAAUUAUUCAAAUUGAUUCUUCCGACUCGGAUCCUGAAGAGUUGGUGAUAGUUCCAAUUGAAGACACUGUAAUAAACGUAGAAGCCGCCCGAACGAAUGGUGGAGGAGGACAGCAACCACAGAAACUCAACGGAGGCGUUAAUAAAAAUAAUAAACCUUCUAAAAUGGUCACUCCACAGAAAACAUUGAGCCGUGGAUUAGAAGAUACCAUCCACAGAGGCAAAGUUUUCGAAAGCAAAAAGUGUCCCCUGUGCCCUUAUCACUCAGGGGUCGAAUGUGAAGUCGUCCUUCAUAUUCGGCAAACACAUCCGCAAUAUAUCGGAGAUGACCUGCGUUUUGAUACCAAAACCGGUGAUUCAGUUCUCACGAGAAGAAUAAUAUUUGCUCAUCUUUGGACAUUUUUUGAAUGCAAAGAAUGCGGCAAGAUCUAUGACAGAUUUUGGCCUCACCGAAAACACAUAACCACUCACGAUCGGAUCAAAAUAAAAAAUGGUUUAAAAAUGACCAAUAACAUCAACAACAAGGUAUCUACCACCAUCAUCCCCAUCAGCCCGCCAAAGCAAGUUAAAAGUCUCAAACGGCCCCUCGACGAGAUCAAUGAUUCGAAUAAAUCAGUUUCCAAUGAUCGAGUGAAACUUAUGAAACUCACCAACAACAACAACAACAAUAUCAAGUCGAAUGAGACUAACAGGACAUUGGUCAUAAAACUUCACAAAUCUGAGUCAAAACCUACCACAGUAGUUGAUAAAUUACAAAGUCAAAGUGAAAAAUCAAAAUCGAAUGCGCUGCUGCGCAAACAACAGCAAUUGCAGGCGCGACGAGAUAAAAGACGACAGAAAAAGCAAGAAGAGAAGAAGGCUGCGCAAAAAGCAAAAAACAAAUCUGCCCCCCCAAAGGCUUCGUUAGUCUCAAAGCCGACAUUCAAAAUGCCAACCCAACCUGCCCCACGUGCCUCAUCAGUAGCAAAACCGCCUUUAGUACAAAAAUUAAGCUUUACUUGCAAAAUGUGUUCAAAAGUCUAUCCCAACUUUCUUGGCUGGAACAGUCAUAUGAUGCGGGAUCAUAACCGCGACGAGUUCAAGAAGCAAAGGGAUUCACUCGAAGGACACAUAUGCAAAUCAUGUGAUAAACACUUCAACGAUGAAGAUAUUCUACAAAAUCAUAUGCGCUUCUCUCAUCGAAGGAAGAAUAGAAAACUCGACAUGGAAGUCAAUGGAAACGACAAGGACGAAGUCUGUUGUCAGAGUCAGAAGUUUAAAAUCAAAGAAACCACAGUUGUGGACCAAGUGGCUACUGAGGAGAGUCUACAUCCAGAGGUGCCGGUCUCUAGCAUUGGAUCCGACUCGACAACUUCGUUAGAUGAACUUAGUGCCUGUUUUGCCGCCACAGAGAAUGCCUUAUUUUGUCAGUAUUGUGGUUCAUUGUUUCCCGCUAAAGAGAUAAUGGCGACACAUGAAUCUAGACAUAUCACAGAUGGAGAUGUCAAACGAUAUUUCGUAUCAAAACCAAACAAUCGACUUUCGAUUAAUUAAUUUAAUUAAAUGAAAUGGGUUAUAAUUUUGAAUUCAAUUUCAAACUGACGAAGUGACGACACGCGGCGUAUAGUCUUAUUUGAAUAAUUUCUUUUAUUAAAUGUUUAAAAAAUGAAAACAAAAGUUAUAUUUAAAAUUAUUAAUUUAAAAUUGGUAUCGUUAAUCUUUUUGACACUUAUCUCGUAUUUUGUAUGACCUUGACCAUGAAUUAUUCUAUAACAAAAAGAUGAUGCUUUAGUGUUUAUUUAAAAUUAAAAAUAAGGUUUAUUAUAGGAAGUGUACGAUAUCGAAAAUCGUACGUACGUUUAUUUAUGUUAUAUCAUGCCAUUGGCAAAGGGUUUAUCAUCUUUAUAUUUUGUUUUUAAUUAUCAUUUUUGUUCUUCGAGUCAUUAUUUCAUGGAUAUAAUAGUGUAAUGAAAAGCUUUGAAAUAAAGAAUUUAAGUAGGUAA
Molecule: messenger RNA, 2429 nt
Organism: Eupeodes corollae
Lineage: Eukaryota; Metazoa; Arthropoda; Insecta; Diptera; Syrphidae
Exons: 3
Coding region: 145-1980 (611 amino acids)
Source: RefSeq, a predicted model, not a curated record